UGUAGAGAUGACAUGCUGUAAAAUAACUUCGCAAAUAUAGUCUAGGGGAUUUUUGACUGAUCGCUAAUGUUAAUUAUAUUGCAAAGAUGAGAAUACUGAUCAAUUUAUAUUGCAUGCUUAUUCUCUUAGGAACUGCACCAUGAAAGAUACCGACAAUGGUCUUAGAAUCAAGAAUUGGCGUGGUUCGUCUCCAAGCACGGCUGUGGACAUCACCUAUGAAGAUAUUAUGCUGACAAACGUCAAGAACCCAAUCAUCAUUGACCAAAGCUACGGCUCAAGAGGCGGAGAUUCAAAAGUUGCGAUAAGCAAUGUGCUGUUCAAGAACGUAAGAGGAACAACAAUUACAAAAGACGAAGUUCAGUUCAUGUGCAGCAAAUCAGUACCGUGCAAAGGAGUCAGCGUCGUUGACGUGGAAUUGAACUUCGUAGGUGACAAAGGAGGACAUCCCUCCUCGUCAGGAGGUUUGGUCGGAGCUCUUUGUACCAACGCCAAUGUUAUCUUCGGUGGAAAACUUAGCUUCCCUAUGUGUCCCAAAUAUAUAAGCUUUUUUGGUAUACAUAAGAACAAAUCAAAAGUUUCCACAAACAUUUUUUUGUUUUGUUUGUGAGUUAGUUUAAGUUUAUCAACAAUAAUUGGAAUAUAUGACUUUUUGAUAAUUUUUUCUAUGACUAUAAUU
Messenger RNA from Brassica napus (rape), 676 nucleotides. Its product is annotated as exopolygalacturonase clone GBGE184-like. The transcript has 2 exons. Gene Ontology annotation, molecular function: polygalacturonase activity. The record is from RefSeq and is a predicted model, not a curated record. NCBI's taxonomy places the organism in Eukaryota, Viridiplantae, Streptophyta, Magnoliopsida, Brassicales, Brassicaceae. Bases 140 to 607 code for a protein of 155 amino acids. Gene Ontology annotation, biological process: carbohydrate metabolic process.